This is a messenger RNA of Pseudomassariella vexata, 1015 nucleotides long. RefSeq lists its product as uncharacterized. The transcript has 2 exons. Bases 355 to 687 code for a protein of 110 amino acids. NCBI's taxonomy places the organism in Eukaryota, Fungi, Ascomycota, Sordariomycetes, Amphisphaeriales, Pseudomassariaceae. The record is from RefSeq and is a predicted model, not a curated record.
AUAGAGGGGUGUAAGUUACCUAAACCUAGAGUGUUGGGCGAUUCUUCCCCACGCGCCUUCGUAGCACCAAUAUAGCCUCUAAUACUCGGGGUCCGAUGGCUGGUCUACACAUGCACUAAUGAGCGAGCCCUUUUCCUUGUAAGGAUUCUCAAUGGAGCACAUUGCCCACACAACAACGAGCUUGCCCACAUUCGAUCCGGGAUCCAGGUCCAGGUCCAGGUCCAGAACGACUUGUGAUCGCUGCAGUGCCCGCUUUGAUGAGGUCAUGAAAUUGUCCGGAAGCUCCAGCUCACAAGGGGUUCUCACAACUAUAUUACACCCUGCAGAAUAUCCGACAUACGAGGGCCAGCUACGAUGAGCCUGACACCAAAAAUUUGCAUCGCCGUUAUUGGCUCUGGGCCCAUCGGCAAAUUACUAGCCUGCUCAACCACUCGGCGCCCAGGGAUAGAGCUAGUGUCAACUCUUUAUGUCGCAAAAUCGUGCAGGGCCAGGACUUCCGACCACCUAUUAUUACGCUGGCAUACUCGCCUUCGCGGCAAGGUGCUAGAGGAUAAGGUGCGCGCCACAGUCGGCCAAGUCUUUAUUGAAGAGUCGCACUGUUUCAUCGGCGUCAAGGGCUGGCUAUCAGUCGCGGCACAUUUACCAACAUUGCGGCUUUUUGUGUUGAACCUGAGCGAAAGCAACUAAGUAGAGAGCGUUUCCUCACUCAAGAUGAAAGAUUUUAGAAGGCGUCAACGGGGCUUGCAUGAACUGACGUGGCCAGUUACUGAAGGACUACACUCGGGGUGGCUGCCAGCGUCUUGAACUGACACACUUGGGGUAACUCGGCACAUUUGUUAAUCGAGAGCUCUCCAUCACUACCUUUGGUGAUGCAGCGAACGCAAUGACUCCUUUCCUUUAACGGCUGAGGACGUGAUACGUGAAAUAUAGCAUUGUUUCGUACAGUGGAUAAGCAAAGUGAAUUAGCUUUGCCGAUACUAUUCUACCGGGCAUACUGUAAAUAAAUGUUAGUAGC